AUGGGUCCCCCAUUGUUGGCUCGGCGUGGUGUUACUCAGCAAGAACAGAAAGUCAUCAAUGUCAUUGAUGAAUUGGAGAAAGUGACAGUUCAGGUUCCUCUAGUGAUAUCUCCUAAUGGUAGUAACGAUGGGCAGAAUCAGGAGUCUUCUCAACCUGAUCAAAAUCCGGAGGAGGGAGAAAAUGUCAAGGGUUUCCGAGGCUCAUAUGCGGAUAGAGUGAAGAUCAAUAAGUCAGUUAAGCGUGAGGUAAAUUUCAGGUUGCUUGAAUCGGUAGAGAGUGUGGAGGAGGCAGACGUUGUUAUCCCUAAGGAAGCAGUACGUCAGGUACAAAAGAAGUUUGAAAAUGUUCUUUAUGGUUACUUUCUAGGUGAUAGGCUGCCUUUUCCCGUUGUUGAUUACUAUGUCAAGAAUGUAUGGGCAAAGUAUGGGUUUGUUAAGCUUAUGAUGAAUUCAGACGAUUUUUUCUUUUUCAAAUUUGAUUCCAAGGAGGGUAUGCUUAAGGUUCUUGAGAAUGGCCCAUGGCUGAUUAGGAAAAUGCCAUUGUUUCUGAAUGUAUGGAGUCCGACUGCAAGUUUAAAGAAGGAAGGUAUUAAGUCGGUUCCAGUAUGGAUCAGGUUACACAGUGUUCCUUUGGCCGUGUACACAAAUGAUGGUUUGAGUUUGUUAGCCUCUAAGGUGGGGAUCCCGAAAAGGUUAGAUAGUUAUACGGCGGAUAUGUGCAUUGACAAUUGGGGUAGAACUAGUUAUGCACGUGCUAUGGUCGAGAUAAAUGCUGAUAAGGAACUUAAAUCUCAUGUAGUGGUUGCUAUCCCUAAAAUGGAUGAAGAAGGAUUCGUGAUGGAAAGAGUUAGAGUUGAAUAUGAAUGGAAACCUCACCGUUGUGAAACUUGUUGUUUGUUUGGCCAUACUAUGUCCUCAUGCCCAAGGGCUUCUAAGGAAAAAGCUAAGCAGGUUAUAAUCGAUGAGGAGGGGUUCAUUAUGGAUAAAAGAAAGACUGCCAAACAUGGCUUUCCGCAAAAGAAACCGAAGCCGAAGUUUGUUUACAAACCUAAGCAAAAUACGGCUGGCGCUAGUACUUCGGGAACAAAAAACCAAGGAGACGUAAAAGAAGCUGAACCGGUAGUGAGUUUACAUAACAAAUACGAUUUGCUAGGAGAGGGUGCGUCCAAUUCAGGAAACCUAAAUGGCCAGAGCUCCCCAGAGCUGGGCAAUAAUGCAGUGGAUGGAAGAAGUAAAGACGAAAAGAAUUCAAAUAAUCAAAAGUCGAACUUGGAGGGGGAUGAAGAACUAAUAGACCCAUGUCACCCGGAAAUUUCAUCAUUCAUGUCAGCGAACAAGUCGAAGGCAUGGAAUAUAAGGGGCUUGAACCGGCCCCUGAAACAAAGAGAGGUUCAGCAAGUAGUGAAAGAUAAUCGGUUGAGUGUUUGUGCCAUUCUGGAGUCUCAUGUGGAGGUGUCUAAGCUUUCUAAGGUUUGUAAUAGAGUUUUCCGGCAAUGGGAGUGGACUUCAAAUGGUGGGGUUUGUAAUAGAGGUACUAGAAUUAUAAUAGGUUGGAACAGUGAUUUGGUGGAUCUUAUGGUUCUGGCCCAAACGGAUCAAGUCGUGCAUGUCAAGCUCAAGUCUAUAGCUCUGGACACUCAUGUUUUUGUGUCUUUUGUUUAUGCGAAGAAUACUUAUCAGGAGCGUAGGGAAUUAUGGCGUGAUUUGAUGAUGCAUAAGUUGGUUGUUAAUAACCAGCCGUGGAUUGUCCUAGGGGAUUUUAAUUCGGCUCUCUACUUGGAUGAUGUUUUACAUGGCUCGUCUAAUCCGACUAUAGGGAUGAGAGACUUCUUCGAGUGUGUUCAACAGACGGAGCUUCUUGAUAUCCCCGGGCAUGGGCUUCACUUUACGUGGAACCAAAAACCAAGGGAAGGGAUUGGUAUCCUUAAGAAGAUAGAUCGGGUUAUGGGGAAUGUUAGUUUCUUGGAUGUGUUUCCUAAUGCUCAUGUGCUCUAUCACCCUUAUAGGGUGUCGGACCAUACGCCGUGUAUUCUUAAGAUGGAUCAAGUUUGCCGUCCUAAACCCAAGCCGUUUAAAUUCGCUAAUUUUAUAGCCAACAAAGAGGAGUUUAAAGCUUGUGUUGUUUCUGAAUGGAGUAGAAGUAUAGAGGGCAUCCCGAUGCUUUCUGUGGUAAAAAAGCUUCGGAAUCUUAAAACCCCGUUAAGGAAACUGCUUCAUGAUCAAGGUAAUUUACAUACUGAAGUCAAAGAGUUGAGAUUGCAGCUGGAUGACAUCCACCGUCAAAUUGAUCUUAAGCCGUUUGACACUUCGCUUCGGGAAAAUGAAACUGAACUUAUAAAAAAGUUCCAUAUUGCUUCUUAUGAUGAGGAAUCUUUUUUAAAACAAAAGGCUAAGCUGGAAUGGCUAAGUGCGGGAGAUGGCAAUACAUCUUUCUUUCACAAUUUUGUUAAAAGCAGGAAUGCCAGGAAUAAAAUCCACUUGAUUCGAGAUGCUAAAGGUAUUCAGUAUGAAGGUGCGGAUGUUGAGAAAGCUUUAGUUGACCACUAUACUAAUUUCUUGGGUAUUGAAGCUGAAGUAGAAGAGUUAAACAUGGACGGCCUUAGUUGUACAUGGCUUUUCUCUCUGGCUUAG
Helianthus annuus (common sunflower) is the source of this 2631-nucleotide messenger RNA. RefSeq lists its product as uncharacterized. The record is from RefSeq and is a predicted model, not a curated record. The transcript has 2 exons. Lineage: Eukaryota; Viridiplantae; Streptophyta; Magnoliopsida; Asterales; Asteraceae. Gene Ontology annotation, molecular function: catalytic activity. Bases 1 to 2631 code for a protein of 876 amino acids.